AUGACUCAACUCCGCUUCGUCACCCUCGACGUGUUCACGCUGAAGGCAUACGGCGGCAACCCGCUCGCCGUCGUCUUCCUUCCCGAAGACUCCGCCGCGGCCCUGACCCAACGCCAAAAACACAUCAUCACCAAGGAAUUUAAUCUCUCCGAGACCAUCUUCGUGCACCCGGCGCAAGACGCCUCCAAGCGCACCAUCGACAUCUUCACCAUCGAGUGCGAGAUCCCCUUCGCGGGCCACCCGACCAUCGGCGCCGCCUCAUGGUUCCUCUGCCACGACCCGGCCGUCGCCGCGGGCAGUGCAGUCACUUCUCUCGUGACGAAAUCGGGCGAGAUUCCAAUUUCCAUCGCAGACACUGCGACGCAGGCUGUUGCGGCGCGCAUUGCGCAUAAUACGCGCAUCCACGCCUCACGGUUGCCCGUCAAGGACUUGCUCUACUACCACCCGAACAUGGAGUCGUACUUCAAGCCGGAUGUGUCAUUCCCCUUGUUCUCGAUUGUCAAUGGCAUGAGCCAGACCUUCAUUGAGCUGCCGUCGCUGGAGGCAUUGGCGGCCGUCACGACGUCGACGGGUGGCGAGCUCGUUCCCGUGCAGAACGGCGACUAUCUCGACGAGGGGUGGAAGAACGGGCUGAUUUGCGUCUAUUUCUUUGUGCGUGAUGUCGACGACAGCGUCACCCAGCAAAAGGUCAUCCGGACACGCAUGAUGCUGGGCUCGCUGGAAGACCCGGCCACCGGCAGCUCGGCCAGCGGACUGGCGGCGUACCUGACGCUGACAGAGGGCCAAGCCGGACAGGCCCAUAGUUACCAUGUGGUGCAGGGGGUGGAGAUGGGGCGGCGCAGCGAUAUUGGCGUCAAGGUCAGCCUGGACAGUCAGAGGAAGAUUGAGGAGGUGGUCUUGACCGGCGCGGCGGUGCAGGUGUCGGAGGGUAAGAUCACGGCGCCUGAGUCAGUGUAA
Molecule: messenger RNA, 957 nt
Organism: Penicillium argentinense
Lineage: Eukaryota; Fungi; Ascomycota; Eurotiomycetes; Eurotiales; Aspergillaceae
Product: PhzF family phenazine biosynthesis protein
Exons: 1
Coding region: 1-957 (318 amino acids)
Biological process (GO): biosynthetic process
Cellular component (GO): cytoplasm
Molecular function (GO): isomerase activity
Source: RefSeq, a predicted model, not a curated record